Messenger RNA from Exophiala aquamarina CBS 119918, 921 nucleotides. RefSeq lists its product as uncharacterized. NCBI's taxonomy places the organism in Eukaryota, Fungi, Ascomycota, Eurotiomycetes, Chaetothyriales, Herpotrichiellaceae. The transcript has 2 exons. The record is from RefSeq and is a predicted model, not a curated record. Bases 1 to 921 code for a protein of 306 amino acids.
AUGGCCGCCUUAGCAGUAAUCGGCGCUAUUGGUACGGCACUGAGCCUCAUCACUUGGACGAUAGACAGGUUUCCAUCUCAACCCCCCUCAAACUCGUUGCUCAGAGUGGGGCUUGGGCUCAACGAUGGAACGGUGACCAACGCAGGUGGCUACUCGCCAGAUGUUUGGGCUUAUGAUGCUCUCGGAAAUGAGAUUGGCAGAACGACAGAGAAUUGGAUUGGUCGUCCUAUAAUUGACGACGGAAACUUCGACGAUAUCACAAUAUUUCAUGUCGCUGACAAAGAGAGAACGCAAUCACAGUACAUUCUAGUAGAGGGAGAUGGAAGCGGAGACUUGCUUUGUAUUGCUUAUAUGACCCUAACCUGGGCCGAUGGCGGCAGGCACGGCUGGAAUGGCGAUCUUGGUAGGAUAUGCGGUGAGAAAUGGUAUGCCUCCAAUGUUGUGAUCGGAGAAUCUUACAAGCCCGCUUGUACGUGGAUCGGGUAUCUAGAACCCGACGGCGUCGCCUAUGGAGUCUCUAUUGAUAUGGUCGCCGUUAGUCCUUCUACAGGAGAUCCAGUCAAAGAUGCGUCUUACUACUGCGACAGUGAAAUUCAAUAUUACCUUCACAGUACUACAGGCCGUCAUAGACGUCGCCAACCUCACGAUCACUUUUCCUCGAAUAUUGUUAUCAGUGAAAGCGAUCAGCAUAAUGGCACAUCGAAAGAACUGUGCACCAGUCCUACAUCAUAUGGUCCCAGCUUCGUCUCCUUGGCCGAACACGCCUUCUGUGAUAUGGAGGCUAAAAUGCUUUGGCCUUUGUGUGAUGGCGGUUUCUCCGAUGACGGCGAUUGCUUCGAUCUAGAUACAUAUACUUUGCUGAGCGUGGAAAAGCUACAUCGUCGGUCAUUUGGGUUUACCAAGGUUGAGUAUUGGAAUUGA